CCAAUCCCACUUUCACAAUCAGACGCCCUCUCAGGUGAAGAUACAAUACCCAUUGGUUCAUUACCCAGCUUAACGAAAAAAGAAAAGGAAAAAAAAAUUUAUCGUUCGAUUUUCCCUCAUUUUCCUUCACUUUCCGUUCUUAGGAAGAAGCUCCGAGAAACUUUAUGCGAAUCAGUUGGGCGUGAUUUGGAGGAGAAGAAGAAGAAGAUGAAGAAGCUGAAGAGCUAUUACAUGCAUCUGAGGAACCAUCAUGGUGGGGCGGAAAGGAAGUGGAUCUUCCCUCUGGCGAUAGGCUCGAUCGUAUCUCUCUUCCUCUUGUUUCUGACGACGUUAACCUCGUCGGACGGGACGCCUCUGCUUCCCUUCUACCGCUCCUUGACGGCGUCGAACUCCGUCUUCGUCGAAUCCAAGCUCCAUCCGGUCCCGGUCUCGAACCUUCCUCCGCCUCCGCGCUUCGCCUACCUCAUCUCCGGCUCCAAUGGCGACGGCAAUAUGCUGAAGCGGACGCUCGAAGCCCUCUACCACCCGAGGAACUGCUACGUCGUCCACCUUGACCUCGAGUCGCCGCCGGAGGAGAGGCUGGAUCUGCAGAAUUACGUGAAGGAUCACCCGACCUACGCCAAGUUCGGCAAUGUGAGGAUGAUCACAAAGGCCAAUCUCGUGACCUACCGAGGACCGACCAUGGUCGCCAACACGCUCCACGCCGCCGCGAUUCUCUUGAAGGAAGGAGGCGAUUGGGAUUGGUUUAUCAACCUCAGCGCCUCUGAUUAUCCUCUUGUUACUCAGGACGAUCUGCUACACACGUUUUCGUACUUGCCACGGGAUCUUAAUUUCAUCGAUCAUACCAGUAACAUUGGGUGGAAAGAGUAUCAAAGAGCAAAGCCAAUAAUUGUAGAUCCUGGGUUGUAUAUGACAAAGAAAGAGGAUGUUUUCUGGGUUACACAACGGAGAAGUGUACCAACUGCAUUCAAGCUUUUUACAGGUUCGGCUUGGAUGGCACUUUCUAGGCCUUUCAUUGAUUACUGCAUAUGGGGAUGGGACAACCUACCUCGAACAGUUCUCAUGUACUAUGCAAAUUUUAUAUCAUCCCCAGAAGGAUACUUCCAUACUGUGAUUUGUAAUGCUCAAGAUUUUCGCAAUACAACUGUGAAUAGCGAUCUCCACUUCAUAUCUUGGGACAAUCCUCCCAAGCAACAUCCUCACCACCUCAACCAUGCUGACAUGAAGAGGAUGAUUGACAGUAAUGCUCCUUUUGCAAGGAAGUUCCGCAGAGAUGAGCCAGUGCUUGACGAAAUUGAUUCUGUGCUCUUGUCUCGCGGUCCUGGCUUGGUUGUUCCUGGUGGUUGGUGCAUAGGAAGCAAGGAAAACGGCAGCGAUCCAUGCUCUGUUACUGGUGAUACCACAAUCCUCAGGCCCGGCCUUGGUGCUAAAAGGCUGGAAACUUUAACUAGCUAUCUGUUAUCACAGGAGAAGUUUCGACCGAGACAGUGCAAAUAACAAAUUUUCAAGAAUUUUUUUUUAGGAUGUGAUUCUUGUGCAAAUUGAGUUAGUUUUCACUUGAAGAUGGAAGAAGCCACGAUCUUUUAGUAGGAAUUGAAGAUGGGGGAUUAAGCAGAGUCAUAUAUCUGGCCUAUAGAGUGACAAGAAUGAUUUGGACUUUGGCUGAACUACUCGACUAAAGAGAUCUGGAUACUUGCUGCAGUGAUGACACGGUAUGCACCGACCAAACUGAUACACUAGCAUAGCACAUGGUUCCCCUUUUCUGUUUUUGUAAAAUAUUUAGAACCAUAUGUCCAGGUCCUGCUGUUACCAAUGCAGCCGUAAAUCUAUGUUGGACCGAUCAUGCUUGUAAAAGUAAUUAGAAGAUGAAUGUUCAAAAGAGGAAAUUAAAGAAAACAUUUUACCUGA
Molecule: messenger RNA, 1908 nt
Organism: Morus notabilis
Lineage: Eukaryota; Viridiplantae; Streptophyta; Magnoliopsida; Rosales; Moraceae
Product: beta-glucuronosyltransferase GlcAT14B
Exons: 4
Coding region: 208-1497 (429 amino acids)
Cellular component (GO): membrane
Molecular function (GO): glucuronosyltransferase activity
Source: RefSeq, a predicted model, not a curated record